AUGAAUAACAAUGAGUUAAUUGAUCUUACAAAUACUGAAGAGAAUGUGAAACAAUUUUCUACAAACUAUCUUUUACGUGAUCAAAUCCAUAAUCCUUUUUUUAAUAUGAAUGAUACCAAUCACUUUUUAAAGAACAAUUUAACAGAUGGCAAUACAAACGUAAUCAUCAGCCAUGAUACCUUUGAUCAACCAACAACUACAUCUAAUAUUGUAGAAGCUACAUCUAAAGAACACAUUCAUAAUACUGUAGAAAAUCCUAAACCAGCUACUAUGGAAUCUUUAAAUUCCCUCUAA
Molecule: messenger RNA, 294 nt
Organism: Cokeromyces recurvatus
Lineage: Eukaryota; Fungi; Mucoromycota; Mucoromycetes; Mucorales; Mucoraceae
Exons: 3
Coding region: 1-294 (97 amino acids)
Source: RefSeq, a predicted model, not a curated record